This is a messenger RNA of Racocetra fulgida, 192 nucleotides long. The record is from the annotation of a GenBank genome assembly. NCBI's taxonomy places the organism in Eukaryota, Fungi, Glomeromycota, Glomeromycetes, Diversisporales, Gigasporaceae.
AACAUUGUAAUGCCAACUCCGUCUAUAUCUUCUUAUGAGGAAGAUUAUGAAUCUAUGCAUAGAAAAGAGUAUGAACCAAUGUAUGAGGAAAAGUAUGAACCAAUGCAUGAGGAAGAGCAUGAACCAAUGUAUGAGAAAGAGUAUGAACCAGAGUUACAAUUAGAUAAAUCUGAAGUUAGUGAAUCAUCGCAA